Messenger RNA from Rubroshorea leprosula, 768 nucleotides. Lineage: Eukaryota; Viridiplantae; Streptophyta; Magnoliopsida; Malvales; Dipterocarpaceae. The record is from the annotation of a GenBank genome assembly.
CAGGAAAACUAGCCCUGUGGAUUACCAUGUCCUCAUCGAAAUUUCCUGCACCCGCUCACCGGAAGAGCUUUUGGCCGUCAGGCGAGCAUACCAGGCACGCUACAAGUGUUCCCUGGAGGAAGACGUCGCUGCUCAUACAGCCGCUGCUUGUUGCCUUGGUGAGUGCAUUUAGAUAUGAUGGUAUGGAGAUAAAUGCCAGACAAGCGAAAUCAGAAGCCGAUGCUCUUCACAAUGCCAUUAAAGAAAAGGCGUUUAGCCAUGAAGAAGUACUUAGGAUUGUGAGCACAAGGAGCAAGACUCAGCUCAUGGCAACUUUCAACAGCUACAGGCAUGACCAUGCCAUUUCCCUAUCUAAGAAUUUGCAGACGCGGGAAUCGGGUGAUCACUACAUAGAAGCACCGCACACUACAAUUAAAUGCAUCAAUGACUCAAACAAGUACUUUGAAAAGGUGUUGCGCAAUGCAAUCAAAAGGCUUGGAAUAGAUGAUGGACUUACUCGAGUGAUUGUGACAAGGGCAGAGAAGGACUUGAAGGAUAUCAAGGAACUUUACUACCAGAGAAACAGUGUCCCUCUUUGAACAAGCUGUUGCCAAGGAAACCCAUGGAGACUACAAGGCCUUCAUUCUCACUCUCCUUGGAAAGGAAGAUUGAAUUCUUUAAUCAAGGGCAUCAAUGCAGACAUAGAAAAAAUUUCCAUAUUUUUCUAUGUCUAUGUUAUCAAGUAUCAAGUUUCUCUCUGUGUUUUCAUAACAAAAUAAUUAUCUACAA